UCGUUACGGCAGAAAUAAUCAGCUGUACGUAGUAAGUGUGUGUGCGCGCUCUGUAUACCGGGUAAAAUCUCACGAUAGAGCUUUGACAGCUCGCCGGCGUUUGAUGCUUGUAAAUAAGACGCAGGCGACCGUUUCGUCACUGCUGUCCGCCAUUUGGCACAAUGUCUGGAGGUACCAGUGUGCUGUCUCUCAAGGAGGAUGACGUGAGGCGAUUCCUGGCGGCCAAGACUCAUCUCGGCACAACAAACCUAGAUUUCCAAAUGAAGGAGUACUGCUUCAAACGACGUUCCGACGGCAUACAUCUAAUAAACAUUAAGAAGACAUGGGAAAAACUGCUACUGGCUGCCCGUGCCAUCGUUGCCAUUGAGAACCCUGCCGAGGUGUGCGCCAUCUCAUCGCGUUCGUAUGGACAGCGGGCGGUGCUCAAGUUUGCGAGCUUCACAGGUGCCACACCCAUCGCUGGCCGCUUCACACCUGGAACCUUCACUAACCAGAUCCAAGCUGCAUUCCGCGAACCACGGCUGCUGGUCGUGUGCGAUCCGCGGGCGGACCAUCAGCCCGUCACAGAGGCGUCGUACGUCAACCUGCCAGUGAUAGCCUUCUGCAACACGGAUGCCAGCCUGCGCUACGUGGAUAUCGCCAUCCCGUGCAACAACAAGAGCCAGCACUCCAUUGGACUGCUCUGGUGGAUGCUGACGCGGGAGGUGCUCCGCAUGCGUGGGUCCAUCCUGCGGGACAUCCCCUGGGAGAUCAUGGUUGACCUGUUCUUCUACCGCGAUCCCGAGGAGGCAAGUAAAGAAGAACAGGCGCAGCAAGCUUUGCCCGAGCGCGGCCUCAAGGAGACAGUGGAGUACACGACCGAGCAGUGGGGCGGAGGAGACAUCACCGGAACGCAGCCUGAUGUCACAGAUUGGUCUGCUGCUGUCGAUGUGCCAACCUUCCCAGCGACCGUGACGGCGGCACCUGUGGUCGUGCCACCGGCACCCGUGGUAACCGAAGACUGGUCGGCAGCUGCCAUUGAGGACUGGUCUGCUGCACCACCUGCUCCGGCCAGCGGGACGGGCACCGAGUGGGGGGCCGGCAAUGACACCAACUGGAACUAAGUUGUGAUCUCAGCGGGAACAAGUUGGAAGCUGAACCAAAGUUUGCCGCACAAUGUUAUUUUUUUGUAAACAUUGCAUCAUGCUAGUCACACAGUCUGUUACCAAAAAAAGCAUGAACCAGGAGAGCUUACACUUUUCAGAAGAUAACUUGCUUCCCUCUCCUCUCAUGCUCAUCAUGUGUUCAUCUAAGUCAUUUUAUAAUUUUGAAAUUGCUUUUAUGUAAAGAUCCCGUCGCCCCAAAAGCGUGAAUGCAUUGUGCGCCGAACUGUGCGUAGUACCCGGUGAACUGCGAGGUUCUUGUACCAGGAACGUUUUGGACCAGUUUCUCCUGAAACAGGUGCACGGAAGUGAGAGAACCUUCCGAUCUGAGCUCCUUUUGCAACACACUUGCUGCCAAAGAUGGAAAUGUAUUGUUAAAACAAAGAUGGGAGGUGCGUCCAACUGUCUUUUCACACAUAUCAUGCAGGGUACAAACUAUUUAUUCAUUGACAAAUGAACUGUUUUCAUUGAGAUA
Molecule: messenger RNA, 1617 nt
Organism: Dermacentor silvarum
Lineage: Eukaryota; Metazoa; Arthropoda; Arachnida; Ixodida; Ixodidae
Product: 40S ribosomal protein SA
Exons: 7
Coding region: 162-1103 (313 amino acids)
Biological process (GO): ribosomal small subunit assembly; cytoplasmic translation
Cellular component (GO): cytosolic small ribosomal subunit; 90S preribosome; ribosome
Molecular function (GO): structural constituent of ribosome
Source: RefSeq, a predicted model, not a curated record